CCUGCAGCUGCGUCCAUGGCCGGGCGGCGGUGCGGGGGCUCCGGCUCCUUCCUGGCGCUGGCGCUGCUGUGGCUGGCGCUGCCGCGCGGCGGAACUGCUGCCCGGGCGGGCGGGGGCGGGGGCCGUCGCGCGCCCGAGCCCGGGGUCGCCCCCUUGCUUUGCAACGUCAGCCUGGACAGCGCCCCCGAGCUCCGCUGGGCCCCGGCGGCCCGGCAUUUCGACCCGGCGUUCAUGCGCGCCGUCACCUACCGGAUCAUCGAUAAAGCAAUCCCCAAAUGGGUUCAUGCUGUUAUUCGACCUAUAGCAGAAGAAAUAGAAUCCUAUGUCCCCCAGCCUUACAGAGGAGAGAUUCAGGGGCUUUCUGAAGCCUUGGGGAUUAACGUUGGGGAUGGGCUGCUGCUCAAUCUGGCCUACGAAUUCACUGCAUUCUGCACCAGUAUCAUUGCUGAAGAUAAACAAGGAAAUAUAUAUCAUGGUCGGAAUAUGGAUUAUGAUUUUGGAGAUAUUUUACGCAAGAUUACCAUUGAUGUGGAUUUUAUCAAGAACGGGCAGGUAAAAUUCAAAGGCACUACCUUCUUGGGUUACGUUGGUUUAUGGACGGGGCAAAGUCCACACAAGUUUUCAAUCUCUGGGAAUGAGCGUGAUGUUGGCUACUGGUGGGAGAAUGCCAUAGCAGCCUUCUUGGCUCGAUAUACUCCAGCCAGCUGGCUUAUCAGAACUGUUCUAAGUGAAGCGGAAGAUUUUGACACAGCUAUUCUUAUGCUCUCCAAAACACCCAUUAUAGCAGAUGUUUAUUAUAUAAUUGGAGGUGUAACAUCAAGAGAAGGUGCUGUUAUUACAAGAAAGAGAAGAGGCCCAGUAGAUAUUUGGCCCUUGGAUCCUUUAACUGGGGGGUGGUACCGAGUGGAGACCAACUAUGAUCACUGGAGAAACCCACCGCCUUUUGACAACCGAAGAACUCCAGCUAUUAAAGCACUAAAUGCAACAGGACAGGAAAAUAUUAAUCUUAAUUCCCUCUUUAAGGUGUUAUCAGUAGAACCUGUAUUAAACAAUAUCACCAUUUAUACCACUGUGAUGAGUAACACAGCUCCAGACAAGUAUAAGACUCGGAUCAGGACACUGGAAUGAAAAUGCAAAAUGAAGGAAUGCCGGUCUUCAAAAACACAAAGGCAGGGGCUGUGUUUAUGAACUGUGGAUGCAAAGCACAAAUUGAUGUAUAGUAUUCUCUUCAGAAUCGCCAUUUCCAAAAGAAAGAGAAAGAAA
Candoia aspera is the source of this 1263-nucleotide messenger RNA. It is a transcript of the gene NAAA, whose product is annotated as N-acylethanolamine acid amidase. The record is from RefSeq and is a predicted model, not a curated record. The transcript is spliced from 11 exons. Gene Ontology annotation, cellular component: lysosome. NCBI's taxonomy places the organism in Eukaryota, Metazoa, Chordata, Lepidosauria, Squamata, Candoiidae. Gene Ontology annotation, molecular function: fatty acid amide hydrolase activity. The coding region runs from base 16 to 1128 and encodes 370 amino acids. Gene Ontology annotation, biological process: fatty acid metabolic process.